CAAAAGAAAAGAAGUAAAACAGCCGGCGACAAGGCAUUGGGGGUCUCUCUGCAAGUCUAAACUUAGUUCACUCCCAAAUCCCAAAACCCUAGGAGAGAGAAAGAGACAGACACAUACAGAGAGAGAGAGAGAGAGACGUUGAGUUGAAAUUGAAUGAUCGAUGGCGACUUCGAAUUCACGAAAAUCAGAAACCUCCCCUUCCCCUUCUCCCACCACCAACUUCAUCCCCAUCCCCGCCGCCCCCGUCCCUAAAACCGUCGAUGACGUGUGGCGGGAGAUCGUGGCCGGCGACCGCCGUGAGUGCAAGGAGGAGGCCCCCGACGACGACUACGACAAGGAGAUGAUGACCCUCGAGGACUUCCUCGCCAAGGCCGACCAAGACCAAGAACCCGACUACGACAACAACAACAUCAAGAUGCCAAUGCCACUCACCGAGAGGCUCGGCAGCGGCACCCUCUUCUCCUUCGACCACCUUCCCACGACGCCGUUUCACGACUCCGCCGCCGCAGAAGGCUCCGUCAUAGGCUUCGGAAACGGCGUCGAGGUCGUCGAAGGGGGGAGGGUUAAAAGACGGCGUCCCGUUUUGGAGCAGUUGGAUAAGGCCGCGCAGCAGAGACAGAGGAGGAUGAUAAAAAACAGAGAAUCUGCUGCUAGGUCCAGGGAACGCAAGCAGGCAUACCAAGUGGAAUUGGAGUCCUUGGCGGUGAAACUAGAGGAGGAAAAUGACAAGCUCUUGAAGGAAAAGGCUGAGAGGAAAAAGGAGAGGUACAAGCAGAAUAUGUUAUCGAUGAACAUUUCUUCUAGAUUUUUUGCCUAUGGCAACGUGACUGCUAAUGGAAAAAGUACUCCCUAUCGCGCAGAAGCAAAAGCCACCAUGUAUACUCCGUAGGGCUCGCUCCUUGCAAUGGUAGAUCAAAUUUUCCAGUGGUGCAGGACAGGAACUGAAUAUUAACCACAUCAGUGGUGGGGAAAUAAGCAAAUUAAUCAUUAUCUCUUAAAAAUCAUAGUUCUCAGCCUAACGGUUAGUCUCAAGGGCAAUCGUGGUUAAAGAUGUGAAGAGAUAGAAGGAAUUGGAACCUGAAUCGCCAAGAAAAAUUCCUUAUUACUUAAGAAACAACAUUUGCUUAUUCUCAGGAGGUAAAAGCAGAAAUAUGGAGUUGGACCGUGUAGUUUAGAUACAAAUUAAACAUCCUGUUUGCUACCCUGCGCAGAAUGCCAAUGUGUAAUAGUAGAGGGCAUAGGGGAUUUGUAGACUAGUAUAUAAUAUUAUAAUGUAGUCAUGGCUUAAACAGAUAUUAUUUGGAGAUAAAAGUAUAUAGAAACUAGUUUAGACUCA
Glycine soja is the source of this 1336-nucleotide messenger RNA. RefSeq names its product G-box-binding factor 4-like. Gene Ontology annotation, biological process: positive regulation of DNA-templated transcription. Gene Ontology annotation, molecular function: DNA-binding transcription factor activity. The transcript is spliced from 5 exons. Gene Ontology annotation, cellular component: nucleus. The record is from RefSeq and is a predicted model, not a curated record. Lineage: Eukaryota; Viridiplantae; Streptophyta; Magnoliopsida; Fabales; Fabaceae. Bases 161 to 889 code for a protein of 242 amino acids.